This is a messenger RNA of Gracilinanus agilis (Agile Gracile Mouse Opossum), 2002 nucleotides long. RefSeq names its product solute carrier family 31 member 2 (gene SLC31A2). Gene Ontology annotation, cellular component: membrane. NCBI's taxonomy places the organism in Eukaryota, Metazoa, Chordata, Mammalia, Didelphimorphia, Didelphidae. The record is from RefSeq and is a predicted model, not a curated record. Gene Ontology annotation, molecular function: copper ion transmembrane transporter activity. Gene Ontology annotation, biological process: copper ion transmembrane transport. The coding region runs from base 63 to 494 and encodes 143 amino acids. The transcript is spliced from 4 exons.
ACUGCUCAACUGCAGCUGCAGGGAGGGCAAGAGUCCGAGCGGGAGCCCGAGACCCCAGCAGGAUGCCUAUGCAUUUCAUCUUCUCCAGCGAGGUGGAGCUCCUCUUUGAUUUCUGGAGGGUCCACAGCCCAGCCGGCAUGGCUGUUUCUGUGCUGGUGGUCCUCCUCUUGGCUGUGCUGUAUGAGAGCAUCAAGGUUGGCAAAGUAAAGUUGUUCCAUUGGUCCCUGCUCAGGCUGCCCCCAAACCACAGCCUGCCGCUGACGGAGUAUACGGACCAGGACUCUACAAACUCUGAGCCAGCUCUGACCAACAGUGACCGAACCAGGUGGUUUCUGGGUCACUUGGGCCAGUCUCUGAUGCAUGUCGCCCAGGUGGUCAUCGGCUACUUCGUGAUGCUGGCUGUGAUGUCCUACAACACCUGGGUUUUCCUCGGCGUGGUCCUGGGCUCCGCUAUUGGCUACUACUUGGCCUACCCCCUCCUCAGCGUGGGAUAGAGGGCGGGAUGGGCUUCGGGGCCGCUGGAUGGUUGUUCCGCUCAGCAAGUUGGGCCGUUUGCCCUCUCUUCUUUCCUCACUGAUGAAAAUCCCCGGGGUUCAGGCGCAGGCACCUCUCCUGUCUGCCGGCCGUUCUCCAGCUCCCUCAUCUUCCUCCUUCUGCCCCACUUCCAGGGGCCCGCCACGAUGGCUACGGACAGUAUUCGCUGAGGACCUCUGGUGGUGGGUCUGCUCUAGCCUAGCCAAUCCAAGCCAGCCUGGGCGGGGUAGAGGGGAGGAGGCGGAGCCAGAGCCGCGGACGGCCUUGCUCAUUGGGUCGCCUCCUCACGGGUUUCCUGGCAGACUGUUGGAAAAGGGAUUGAGGCUGGGGCAGGAGGCCUCCAGAGCCACUCUGUAUCGUGCCUUAGUUAUUAGGGGAAAAGCUAUGCAGGGUUUAACUGCCCUCCUCUGUCUGUGGAAGGAGGGGACACGCCAGCUUUGGAAACUCACCUUUCUGCCUUAGGAAUGCUAGAAAAUUGAGGCUGCUGCCAGCGCGUGCGUGGGUACGUGGGUGCGUGCGUGGGUGUUGAUUGAUCUGAGAUUAAUUUCCUCCAUUCCUCCUGCCGACUCCCUUUCAACAAGCCCCAGAUCAGCUGCUUUGGGCAUCGUCAGCACAAACUAGGUUUUUAAGCAAACAAUCUCCCAUUAAAUUCAUAGUGUUUCAGAGCUCUGGACAGGGAAUACCUGAGCUUGAAUCCUGACCCUGGAACUUGGUAGCUUUGUCAUAUUCCCUCAAUGGGCCUCAGUUUCCUCACCUGUAAAGCAAAGGGAAUGGAUUAGACUAAAUAAGCUUUAAAGUGUCUUCCAGCUCCAUAUUUAGGAUCCAUUUCUUUCACGUUUUCUGAGAAGACACAAUGAACCAAGGAAGCUAAAUGCUGCUGAUGGUGGGGUGGGGUGAGAAGACAUUAUGAGGGCUGUAGAGACCUGGGGGGGAGGGGAUGGGGAGGCUCAAAGGCCUCGAGUGCCAAAGAGGUGACUGCUGUUUGUGUAUGCCUUGAAAUGCAUGACUUCCAAAGUUCCAUUCCAGCUGGGAUUCUUGCAUGAAUUUUCCCAAGUGCACAUAGUCUGUCAUUGGUAGAGGAAGGAACAUUCCCCCAAGUUCCCAACUCAGGGCUCUUUCUACUGGACAGCACUACCUCCUUGCUGUUCUGAAGGAAACUGUGAAGUUGUAUCAGGGAAGCAGGAUAGCUCCAGCCUCACCAGUGACCUUAUCAGUCUGGACAGUUAUUGAUGAUCUCUCUUUCCACCAUCUUAAUCUAAUCUUUUUUUUAAUUCAGAACAAGAUCAGUGUCAUUUAAUAACUUUAAGAUCUCAUUUCUCCUCACUAACUCUACUCUGUGACUGCACAUUCACAUAGAACAUUCAUUAAACCCUCCUCCUCUGUGUUGUUGGACAAAGGUGGAAUCAACCCCAAGUCAUUUAUUCUCGCCCUCAGGGAACUUCCAAUCUAAAUAAAAAUGCAAUUUAUA